This is a messenger RNA of Tigriopus californicus, 800 nucleotides long. Its product is annotated as ethylmalonyl-CoA/methylmalonyl-CoA epimerase-like. Gene Ontology annotation, molecular function: methylmalonyl-CoA epimerase activity. The record is from RefSeq and is a predicted model, not a curated record. Gene Ontology annotation, biological process: L-methylmalonyl-CoA metabolic process. NCBI's taxonomy places the organism in Eukaryota, Metazoa, Arthropoda, Copepoda, Harpacticoida, Harpacticidae. The transcript has a single exon. Bases 208 to 774 code for a protein of 188 amino acids. Gene Ontology annotation, cellular component: mitochondrion.
UGGUUUUCUAUGGUAGCUCUUCAUCUUGUAGUGCAUAUGCUGAGAAAGAUGUGAGAGUGUCAUUGUCAUGGCAUAGUGCAUACUAGUACAAAGUCUAGGAGGGAGUGUGAGAGCUAAGAAAGAAAAGCUCACUCAUCAGAGGAACAAACAAUUAUUUAGCAUCAGUUCAGAAGGCCGGUGUGCAUAAUAACUUCCUCUGACAUCACAAUGUCCGUUAUGCGGCCUUCAUUAUUGCGUAGAGGAGUGCAAGCUCUUACGCCACAUCUGUAUCGGUCAAGCGGGGCGGGUGCUCCCAUUGGACUAUCACGUACGGGCUUGAUCCGACAGUUGUCGGCUGCGGCCCCGCCCGUACCUCCUAGCCAUCCCGUAUGGAAGUUGGGUCGAUUGAACCAUGUAGCCAUUGCCACACCCAAUCUUGAGCAGUCCAUCAGUCUGUACCGUGAUGUCAUGGGUGCGGAGGUCAGUCAACCCGAGGAUUUGCCGGAUCAUGGCGUGACCGUGGUGUUUGUAGCCUUGGAUAAUACCAAGAUCGAGCUCCUUUAUCCCUUGGGCGAAAAGUCGCCCAUUGCCAGCUUCCUCAGUAAAAACACUAAUGGUGGUAUUCAUCAUGUCUGCAUUGAAGUGAAUGAUAUCGAAUCCGCUGUGUCUGAUCUCAAGGCUAAAAGGAUCCGAUGUCUCUCUGAACAAACACGUAUCGGGGCUCAUGGCAAGCCCGUAAUGUUCCUACAUCCUAAGGAUUGUUCGGGAGUUCUAGUUGAAUUAGAACAGGCUUGAAAUACACGAAGAUAAUCUCAAACUCA